AUGCAAGCCUUUAACGAUGAGAUCACAAGCCCACUCACGGAACAAAUCUACCUCUCUGCGAUCCACAGCUAUUUCAAGAAGCCUUUAAAUCAAGCUUCUGAAGUGACAUCUGCUUCAAACUUUUGCGGCUAUGUCGAAAAUAGCAGCAACAACAACAAUAACUUUCCAGACAAGUCCAACAGCGGUUCCAAUCAAGAUCAUGAAGACAGCACUAUCAACAACGACAACGCAGAUUUGUCGAUCAUAUUCGAUUCACAAGACGAUUUCGAUAACGAUAUCACAGCUUCAAUCAAUUUCUCUUCAUCAAUCCAAUUUCCAGUCUCAGAUCAACUCCAAGAUCAGUUUGAUUUCACCGGAGUUCAACUUCACCAGCCUCCGAACAUUCUCUACUCUUCCUCCUCCGGUGAUCCUCUGCCUCCGCCUUUAUCGGCUUUCGAAGAGGAUUGUCUUUCUUCCGUCCCAAGUUACAAUCUUGGCUCCCUAAACCCUACUUCUCCUUCUUGCUCUUUCUUGCUCUCUCUUCAUCAAUCAUGGCCGUAA
Microthlaspi erraticum is the source of this 540-nucleotide messenger RNA. The record is from the annotation of a GenBank genome assembly. Lineage: Eukaryota; Viridiplantae; Streptophyta; Magnoliopsida; Brassicales; Brassicaceae.